Molecule: messenger RNA, 1083 nt
Organism: Telopea speciosissima
Lineage: Eukaryota; Viridiplantae; Streptophyta; Magnoliopsida; Proteales; Proteaceae
Product: probable fructokinase-4
Exons: 4
Coding region: 21-1013 (330 amino acids)
Biological process (GO): fructose metabolic process
Cellular component (GO): cytosol
Molecular function (GO): fructokinase activity
Source: RefSeq, a predicted model, not a curated record
UCUGGAUUUAUCGCUUCAUCAUGGCCCUAGCGAACGGAGAUUCCAAAGUCAAACCGGACGGUCUGAUCGUGAGUUUCGGCGAGAUGCUCAUCGAUUUCGUCCCCACUGUCUCCGGCGUCUCUCUCGCCGAAGCACCAGGUUUCUUAAAAGCCCCCGGUGGCGCUCCAGCCAAUGUCGCUAUUGCUGUUUCCCGUCUCGGCGGCAAAUCGGCCUUCGUUGGGAAACUCGGCGACGACGAUUUCGGUCACAUGUUGGCUGAGAUAUUAAAAGAUAACGCUGUUGAUAUUGAUGGGGUCUUGUUCGAUCAAGGUGCAAGAACAGCAUUAGCUUUUGUGACGCUUCGAGCGGAUGGUGAACGAGAAUUCAUGUUUUUCAGAAAUCCAAGUGCAGAUAUGCUCUUGACAGAGGCUGAACUUAAUCUGAAUCUCCUUAGAUCGGCUGAGAUUUUCCACUAUGGAUCGAUAAGUUUAAUCACAGAGCCUUGCAGAUCAGCUCAUCUGAAAGCCAUGGAGGUGGCUAAGGAAGCAGGUGCAUUGCUAUCGUACGAUCCGAAUCUCAGAAUACCGUUGUGGCCAUCAACAGAUGAUGCCCGUGAGCAAAUCAUGAGCAUCUGGGACAGGGCUGACAUCAUCAAAGUCAGUGAUGUGGAGUUUGAAUUCUUGACUGGACAUGAUACAGUUGACGAUGAAACAGCAAUAUCUCUUAUGCAUCCAGGGUUAAAGCUUCUGCUAGUAACCCUUGGAGAGAAGGGCUGCAAAUACUACACCAAGGAUUUCAAUGGAGCUGUUGAUAGCUUCAAGGUGGAUGCAGUAGAUACGACUGGCGCAGGUGAUUCGUUUAUCGGCGCCCUACUUUGCAAGAUUGUUAACAACCCGUCCGUACUUGAAGAUGAAUUAAAGUUGAUACAAGUACUGAAAUUUGCAAAUGCAUGUGGAGCAAUUACUACCACAAAGAAAGGGGCAAUUCCUGCCCUUCCCACUGAGUCUGAAGUUCUUGAGCUACUAAAGCAGUAAUGAGCAUGUUCAAAACUUUUUGCUUUAAAUUUUUGUUUUUAAGUUUCAAUUCAAUAGUAGUUUCAAAUUU